Austrofundulus limnaeus is the source of this 1044-nucleotide messenger RNA. It is a transcript of the gene plcxd1.2, whose product is annotated as phospholipase C, X domain containing 1, tandem duplicate 2. The record is from RefSeq and is a predicted model, not a curated record. Gene Ontology annotation, molecular function: phosphoric diester hydrolase activity. NCBI's taxonomy places the organism in Eukaryota, Metazoa, Chordata, Actinopteri, Cyprinodontiformes, Rivulidae. Gene Ontology annotation, biological process: lipid metabolic process.
GAAGCCAUGACUCCAUGAGUUACUGCCUGGACAUCAACUCCCCGCUGGUCCGCUCCGAGUCUGARCUGUUGAGGCUCCUGGAUGUCAUUUUUUACUGCUUUACCAGGCCGUUGAUCUUUCAAUGGGCCACUACACAGGAUAAAACCAUCGAGGAGCAGCUUUCCAUGGGCGUACGGUACUUUGAUCUCCGUGUUGCUCACAAACCCAACGACUUAUCCAGUGACCUCUACUUUACACARGUCAUUUACACACAUUUGACCGUUUUGGAAACUCUGGUGUCUGUGGUCAGCUGGCUGAACUCUCACCCAAAGGAGAUCGUGAUCCUGGCCUGCAGUCAUUUUGAGGGAAUAGACGACAGAUACCAUGAAGCAUUCGUUUGCUGCUUGAAGAAGUUGUUCGGCUCAAAGCUGUGUCCCCGGAAGGAACCAAACUUGAGCCUGAGGAGUCUGUGGGCGUCUGGUUACCAYGUCAUUCUGUCCUACGACGCCCAGAUCACAGCCAGACAUCCAGAGCUGUGGCCCGCCAUCCCUUACUGGUGGGCUAACAAAGACACCGCACAGGAUGUCAUCAAGUUCCUUGACUGGCAUAAAGACAUGGGGCGACCAGAGGGGUUCUUCAUCACCGGUCUGAAUCUCACCACCGACAGGACCUACAUCYCCAAGAAUCCCAAGGAGUCCCUGCGGACGCUGACCUACAGGAACUGGGAGUGUCUGAGGAGGUGGGUGGAGCAGCAGACACCCGGAUCAGACCAGAAGAGCCUCAACAUCAUAGCGGGAGACUUCGUGGGUCCACUUCCUCUGAGUUCUUUAGUGAUCCAACUGAACCACAAACUAAAGCUCAGGAGCUCCAGCCACAAGAAAAAUCAGUUUUAUUUAUAAUUAUUUUCAGUGGAAAGUGAUUCUACAUUCACUUCCUGACGGAUUUUAGGUUUUGUACCAACAUUUAGCUGCACUCCUUGUAUUUUACUAAAAACCGCUUUACUCUUUUACACAUUUUGUACAUUUAAGUCUUCAUGUUCUGCUCAGUAAACAGUAUUUUAAGGUC